Molecule: messenger RNA, 1153 nt
Organism: Protopterus annectens (West African lungfish)
Lineage: Eukaryota; Metazoa; Chordata; Ceratodontiformes; Protopteridae
Product: C5a anaphylatoxin chemotactic receptor 1-like
Exons: 1
Coding region: 23-1054 (343 amino acids)
Biological process (GO): complement receptor mediated signaling pathway; phospholipase C-activating G protein-coupled receptor signaling pathway; positive regulation of cytosolic calcium ion concentration
Cellular component (GO): plasma membrane
Molecular function (GO): complement component C5a receptor activity; G protein-coupled receptor activity
Source: RefSeq, a predicted model, not a curated record
UUUGUUAAGUCUGAGAACAUCGAUGGCAAAUGUUACCCAAGGCUAUAAUGAAGAAAGUGAUGAUUACGACAUUUCUGUGGAUUAUGACUACAAUCCUGGUGUACAUUCUCACCUCUCCACACUUCGAAUAACAACCAUAACUGCUUACUCUCUUGUGUUUCUGGUUGGAAUCUUGGGAAACACCCUUGUUAUCUGGAUAACAGGAUUUGAACUGAAAAAGACAGUGAACAUUAUUUGGUUCCUUAACCUUUCAGUUGCAGAUUUUCUCUGCUGCAUGAGUUUACCAUUUUUAAUCACACAGUUUGCAUUGGAUUAUCGUUGGCCAUUUGGUAGCUUCUUAUGUAAGAUCAUACCUGCUACAAAAAUAUUAAAUAUGUUUGCCAGUGUUUUCCUCCUUAUGGUAGUGAGCAUAGAUCGCUGUGUUCUAGUCCUCAGACCAGUCUGGUGUCAAAAUACAAGAACCACAUCCAUGGCUGCGAUUGUAUGUUUUGCCGUAUGGCUGCUAGCAUUAAUAUUAGCUGUUCCAUUUGCAGUAUUUCAGAAUGCCUCUACAGACACUUUAUCAGAAAAGACUACUUGUGGAAUCAAAAAUCAAAGUGCCAUCCUUGGUCUUAGAAUUUCCUGGUUUGUCUUCGGUUUUGUUUUACCAUUUUUCAUUAUUACAGCUAGUUAUAGUCUACUUAUGCUUAAAGUAAAAAAUAUUCAGUAUUCAGGUUGCAAUAAGACAUACAAAAUGUUAUGCGCUGUGAUUAUUUCUUUUUUUAUCUGUUGGUCGCCAUAUCAUGUGAUUGGACUUUUAGGUGCAACCAAUGGAAACAUGCAUUCAUCUCCAAUAUUCAUUGUGUUGUCUAACCUUACUCAGAGCCUUGCUUAUGUUAAUAGUUGUGUGAACCCAAUAAUAUAUGUUAUUGUUGGGCAGAACUUCAAGACGAAGCUGAGAAAAUCAGUCAGGACAGCACUAAAAAAUGUAUUCACUGAUGAAAUGACUCAGUCAAGUGUUUAUACCAGGUCCAAAUCUAAAUCACUGACUGAAGAAAGAAUGCAAACUGUGUAAACCAAAUGCCAGGUUCGGGAAGUACAUCACUUUUGCCUGGGUUAUGUACUGAAAGCAACAGUAGAUGCUGGGGAGGGUGGCCUAAUGGUUAAGGUGUUU